AUGGUGUUUUUGCAGGGCCAAGAAUACGAAAGACAGGUACAGAAACUUAAAGAAGAUGUAAGGAUAAUAUUUGCGAAUGCAGUGGACUCUGUGGCAACGUUUGAGUUGAUUGACAGCGUAAACAAGUUAGGCCUAGCAAAGCACUUUGAUAUGGAAAUCAAAGAGGCUCUAGACACCAUUGCAUCCACUAAGAAGAAAAUUUCUAGUCCAGAAGAGGAUCUCUACACUACUGCACUAUGCUUUAGGCUUUUUAGGCAGCAUGGCUAUGAAGUUUCUCUAUACAUUCUGUGCAAUUCAGAUAUGUUUAGAGGCUUCAUGGAUGAAAAAAUUGGUUUGUACAGAGAAAACACAAACAUAAAUAUUAAAGAAAUGCUUGAGCUUUUCGAGGCUUCACACUUGGGUUUAGAAGGUGAAAACAUUCUGGAUGUGGUUAGAGAAUAUUUCUCAACUGCAACUCUCAAAGAAAGCAUUUCCAGUUUAGACAGUGACCUUGCCAAGCAAGUGGUUCAUGUUUUGGAACUUCCAUCACAAAGGAGAGUACAGUGGUUUGACGUCAAAUGGCACAUCAUUUCAUAUGAGAAAGACAGUCACAUGAACUCUAGCUUACUUGAACUUGCUAAACUUCAUUUCAACAUAGUUCAAGCCAUACUUCAAAAAGAUCUAAGGGAAUCAUCCAGGUAG
This is a messenger RNA of Quercus robur (English oak), 681 nucleotides long. RefSeq names its product (E,E)-alpha-farnesene synthase-like. Gene Ontology annotation, molecular function: terpene synthase activity. The transcript has 2 exons. NCBI's taxonomy places the organism in Eukaryota, Viridiplantae, Streptophyta, Magnoliopsida, Fagales, Fagaceae. The record is from RefSeq and is a predicted model, not a curated record. Bases 1 to 681 code for a protein of 226 amino acids.